Messenger RNA from Colletotrichum siamense, 1038 nucleotides. RefSeq lists its product as uncharacterized. The transcript has 2 exons. Lineage: Eukaryota; Fungi; Ascomycota; Sordariomycetes; Glomerellales; Glomerellaceae. Bases 1 to 1038 code for a protein of 345 amino acids. The record is from RefSeq and is a predicted model, not a curated record.
AUGGACGACAACCGGCGACGCCGACCAGUGGUGAUAGUAGAUGACGACGAGCCGGAGGCCAAGCGCAUUCGCUUCGACAAGGCAGUCAUGCUAACGCCGACGCCGACCACGAUUUUCGACAGCAAGGGCGACUUGCACCUUGUGGUUGGCAGCGACGUCCGUGACGGCGACCCAUCAACCUUCCUCGUCUGCUCCAAGACCCUCGCACGCGCGUCGCCAGUCUUUGACAGGAUGCUCUUCGGUCCCUUUGCCGAGUCCCGUCCGUCUUCCGAGUCGUCGAAGCAAGAGCCCGCCUGGGUCGUGCACCUCCCCGAAGACGAUCCUGACCAUAUGGAGGCGGUGUUGAACAUCCUGCAUUUCAACUUCAAGGAUAUUCCUCGGCGCUUCACACCUCCUAUCUUCUCCGGCAUGAUAGUAAUUGCAGACAAGUACGACUGCAUCGGAAUCUUCAAGCUAUGGGUUACGUCCUGCAUGCCUCAUGCCCUCUUCGGUCACAGAAUUUCCCCCAAAUUCGCCCUCCAUAUUGCAUGGCAGCUUGGGGACAUCCGCAAAUUCAAGAUAGCUAUGGCGGUCAUAGUUGAUCAAUCUUUCAUCUCCGGGGAUGACCGGAUCUCCAUUGUGCCGAAGGCUUGGAACGAGGAUGAAGAGGCGUCUGAGGCGGGACCACAAGACCUUUGCAAGUAUCUGGGCGAAUUGGUUCCUGAGGAAAUUAUUGACCAAAUCAGGGACCAACGCGCCAAGCUCAUCAAUGCUGCUAUGGAGCCCUUCAUCAUGCUGCAUGAAGACCUCGCAAACAGCCGGCAGCGUUGUCCCAUACCCGCCCACCAAGAAGAGUGUGACAAAAUGCUACUUGGGUCUCUGAUCAGAAGCUUCCGCAAGACAGUCAUAGAAGAGGCUACAAGAGACGCAGCCCGGCGUUACCGUGGCACCAUUCUUGAUCUCCAGAAAAGCCUUGACAGCGUGGAACUUCGGGGAAGAAGUCUCCUGGGUACGAGUCACCACGAAGACUUCGUCGCAUGGAUGUUGAAGAGAGACUAG